Messenger RNA from Cucurbita maxima (winter squash), 2112 nucleotides. RefSeq names its product rhodanese-like domain-containing protein 6. The transcript has 9 exons. The record is from RefSeq and is a predicted model, not a curated record. Bases 34 to 1953 code for a protein of 639 amino acids. NCBI's taxonomy places the organism in Eukaryota, Viridiplantae, Streptophyta, Magnoliopsida, Cucurbitales, Cucurbitaceae.
AACCAAAAAUGCCCUAGACUGUCCCAAAAUCUCAUGGUUUUCUUAGUCUCUAAGCCCUCUGGCGACGUCGAGGGGGCCCGUCCCGAUUUCUGCUCACAAUUCCUCGGAUCUCUGCCGCUUGCAAUGGCCAACGGCGAAGACGAUGACCACCAAUUUGGCGUCCUUUUGUACUACAAAUACGCCCAAAUUCCCGACCUUGAUGACCUUGUUUCCUUCUACAAAUCCAAUUGCAUCUCCCUCGGCCUUGUCGGCCGUGUCCGCCUCGCUUCUCAGGGCGUCAACGUCACUGUUUGUGGGAAGUUAUGCUCGUUGAAGAGUCAUAUUGCUGUAAUGAAAUUGAAUAGCUUGUUUGAUGGAACUGAUUUCAAACUUGCAUCGUGUCACCAACCCAUGAAUGACGUUGUGGCGAGAGAAUGUGGAUUCACUUCUCUGUCAGUUCGAGUUGUCCAAGAGUUGGUCACUCUUCGUUCAAAUCCUGUAAUGAAGUUACCUGAAAUUACAGAAGCUGGAACCCAUCUCUCUGCUGCUGAAUUUCAUUCUGUUCUUGGGAGUGCUGGGCUACUUUCAGAUGAAAAGAAGCGGAUACAUAGUAAAGACGUUGUUCUUUUGGAUGCAAGGAAUUUAUAUGAGACUAGAGUUGGGAAGUUUAAAACACCAAACAUUGAAACACUGGAUCCAGAAAUUAGGCAGUAUAGUGAUUUGUCAUGUUGGAUUGAUGAUAAUUCUGAAAAGUUGCGAGGGAAACAAAUUCUUAUGUAUUGCACUGGCGGAAUCAGGUGUGAGAUGGCUUCAGCAUAUAUUAAGUCAAAGGGAUCUGAAUUUCAGAAUGUCUUUCAGUUAUAUGGUGGAAUACAACGUUAUUUGGAACAAUUUCCCAAUGGUGGAUUCUUUUCAGGAAAGAAUUUUGUGUUUGAUCACAGGAUAUCAGUUGGGAGCUCAACGGAAGAUAUCAUAGGAACCUGCCUUAAUUGUGGAGAUCCCUUUGAUGAUUAUUCUUCUCGCUGUCGGUGUAAAUAUUGUCGAAUGCUUGUUUUGGUGUGUGAUAAUUGCCAGAAGAAGAACACCCUUUAUGUUUGUGAGCUCUGCCGGAAGAAUGGCAAGGAUGGCGGGCCGAUUUCACAAUUCCAGAGCACAAAGUUGGAAGUAGUUUCACAGCAAAGUGAUCACGAAAUUGGUUCCCAGCAACUUCCUUGGAGUAAUGGUAAGGUUUGUAGGUCACCAAGAAAAUUGAGAGUCCUAUGUUUGCAUGGAUUUAGACAGAAUGCUUCAAGCUUUAAAGGAAGAACGGCAUCAUUGGCCAAGAAACUCAAAACCAUGGUGGAGUUUGUGUAUGUCGAUGCACCUCAUGAGUUAUCGUUUAUUUACCAUCCCCGAGACCGGGAAACUUGUGUGACUUCUUCGGUACAACCAAAUUGUCCUCCACCAGUAGAGCAUUGCAAGAAGAAGUUUGCUUGGUUAAUAGCAGAGGACAUUACAGGUAAAGGGAGUGAAACAAAAUGGGAAGUUGCAGAUGCCGUAUUUGAUCCACUCCAGUACCAGAAACAAACUGAUGGAUUUGAAGAAUCAUUCGCGUAUUUGAAGACUGUAUUUUCUGAGAAAGGACCAUUUGAUGGGAUCUUAGGGUUUUCACAAGGAGCAGCAAUGACUGCUGCAGUUUGUUUGAGAAAAAUGAGUGUAAAGGGUGCGGUAGACGUUCGAUUUGCAGUGGUGUGUUCGGGGUUUCCUCUUCAAAUACCGGAGUUGGAGCAUGGAGUGAUCAGCUGCCCCUCACUUCACAUAUUUGGUAGUGAUCAGGGAAAUGAUAGGCAGAUCGCGAACAAAAUGAGCAGAGACCUUGCUUCUUGUUUUGAUGCAGGUUGUUCUGUGAUAAUCGAACAUGACUCUGGUCAUAUAAUUCCUACUCGACCUCCCUACAUUGAUGAGAUAAAAGCAUUCCUUCAACGUUUUCUCUAAUUGGAUUCAUGAGUGAGAUCGAGUGAUUACUUAACAUUAGGUAUUUGAUUAUACAAGGGAUUGAUUGAUUACCUUCGAUAUCCAUGGAAGGUUGGUUGAUACACUCUUGAAUUGCAAUGCUACUUCUGCUUCAUAGUUCAGUUCAUUGUCAAGUUUCUA